GUGAAGAGAAAUUCAUUAUUGGUCACUCCUGGAAACGAUAGGGUUAAAAUCAUCAAAUUCUUAAAAAUAAUAGUCCUUUGGCUCAGGAGCUGAUCCCAAAAAUGUCGAACAGGAUGGAAGCAGUCAAAGAGGAAGGAGAAUGGGCAAGCCGAAUGAGGAAUUUUAACAAAAAAUAACACAAAAACAAUGCGUGAAGGCCUGUCAUCCAUGUAUUUAUAUCACUGUCACGAAAUAUCAAAUGAAGUAUGAAAAAUUAUGCCGAUUUGUUGAUUUUGUUAGUCGGAACAUCUUGGUACUCGAACAUAAGCUUCAUCAAAAAUUUUAUUUUUCAUGAGCGUUUGAUUAAGGAAAAUCUAGGCUUCUGGUGCAGUGAAGUGACUUACCUUUGAGCAGAAGGGUACUUAGACUGCUCAGAUGGCCUGUAAUUUCGGUGAAGGCGUGACACGAUUUCCGCUUACAACUGAGAUGGAGUAACAAAACAGGAGAAACAAAGGAUAGUUGACUUGAUGACAGCUUGCUUUGAAAAACCUUUCCGGACCAUCCUUGAUCAAACUUUCAAAUUAAGAAGAAAAGAAGGCAAAAUUGAUGACAACUUCCUCUGAAAUUUUCGGUGUGACCACUAUUGAUGAAACUUUCAACGGAUGCCCUGUUGAUGACGCUAAAUAUUGCGGUGAUGUAAUAAAGUCAUAUGGUUACCACUCCCUGUCGCGAGCUCUCGAUAGGGCCAGAAUAACGAUUAAUCCCUAGCGGGUCGUAAGAUGACUGACGCGGAGCACAUCCGUGAAGUGUGUGGUGCGUGAUUCACGUGGAUCGCGUGACUUUCUCCUGACAGGAACAAUACAAAAUAUAAUGGGUUUUUUCAAAGAUUGCCGAGAAGGGACAGAUUUGGUACCGAGUUACAUGCAAAACAUCACAAGUUGAAUGGAGGCCGCACGUUUAUCAAGACAAGUCUACCUAGGAACUAAUCUCUAAAAAAAAUCCCUUUUUUUCGGACAAAGCAAUGGAAAAUUCAGACGCAGGUUUUAUAAUUAGUGAUACCCAGGUAAGGAGAAAUGUUUGUUCUCAAGCUAAGAACAUACCAGAGACUAUUGGCAGGAAAUAUGGGAAAGUAGUCAAGAUCUUGGACCUGAGCUCUAACGAACUGAGAUCGUUGAACGGGUUGUACUGUUUCGAAAAUCUGGAGGAACUCAUUCUUGAUAAUAACCUGCUAGGAGAUGAUGUGGAAAUUCCCAUAAUGGCCAAUUUACACACACUGACAUUAAACAAAAACAAUAUAUCCAAUCUAGACGGAUUCUUGGACAAAGUCUCCAAGAAUUUACCUUCUCUGAAAUAUCUCAGCUUGCUUAGUAACCAGGCCUGCCCAAACGAACUGUCAUUUUCCUACAGAGACGAGGAAGAUUACCAGCGAUACAGAUAUUAUGUACUUCACCGACUGCCAAACUUAACAUUUCUCGAUUCAAGGCCUGUUAAAAAGGUAGAGAAGAGAGAGGCACAGAGGGUUGGUGCUUACAUGAAGAUCGUUGCUCCUUCACUAACCGACCUGAAAGCUCAAAUGCAAGAAAGCGUAGAAAUAUCAAGAUUCACUCCACUACCUAGUACCACAAAGGCUCCUGGGAAACACAAGGGGACGUUUGGACGUAUUCGGUACAACUACUCUGGAAAGAAUUCUGAAGGCAACAGAUUUAUAAAAAAUGCUCAGCUUUGAAGCUGAAAACUAUUUUACAAGUUUUGUUGUAAUUAAGGACCUUAUGCUUGGUGGGGUUAGAUUCCAUUCCUCUCAUCACUAACUGAGUUCGAGCUUCGUACUGUAAGAUACUGACCAAGAUUUCCCGCUCGGAUUUAAGGCCCGCGCGCUCGCGCUUCGCAUGGUAUUCCUGUCAUAACUCUAUUUCAGACUAUUCUUAGCAAAUCAAUUUUUCCUUGAGCAUAGAAAAUGCGCAGGAUUCGCAUUGAUAGUAUCGUUGUGUUAUAAAUUAUUACUGGUUUGUCCUAUCUUCCCACUCAGCUUAAUUGUCAAGGAGAAAUUAAAAAAAAAGAGAAAAUAUUUUAAAACCUUUUGGAUAAAAUAGAAUGGAAAAUCUAAUUAAAACAGAAAGACUACGUGAACAUCAAUAAACUUCGUUACUGAAAAUGAAAAGGUAGCAUUGAUUUAUCUCCCCUCCCUCCAACCUGCCUCCACCUCCCCCCAGUGUACUUUCUUCUUGAGUUGUUCUGUCACGGUAGAAGAGUAAGGUGAUGUCAUGCAAAAAACGUUUUUUAUUUUUUUAUUAAUAAACUCGAACUACAAUGACAGUUUAAGCUUGUCAUAUGCUAUUUCCAGGUUUAUUUUAAAAAAUGUUUUUUAAUGCGUGUUAAACAAAAGGCAAACUACAGCUGUAUUGCUUAACCGUUGUAAACACCGCGCAACAAGAUCAGUCUACAG
Molecule: messenger RNA, 2422 nt
Organism: Pocillopora damicornis (cauliflower coral)
Lineage: Eukaryota; Metazoa; Cnidaria; Anthozoa; Scleractinia; Pocilloporidae
Product: leucine-rich melanocyte differentiation-associated protein-like
Biological process (GO): melanocyte differentiation
Molecular function (GO): protein binding
Source: RefSeq, a predicted model, not a curated record